Molecule: messenger RNA, 1845 nt
Organism: Uranotaenia lowii
Lineage: Eukaryota; Metazoa; Arthropoda; Insecta; Diptera; Culicidae
Exons: 2
Coding region: 1-1845 (614 amino acids)
Biological process (GO): DNA integration
Molecular function (GO): nucleic acid binding
Source: RefSeq, a predicted model, not a curated record
AUGGAGUCCAAUGUAGACAGUCACCGGUUGAAGAUAUGCAAGCGAUAUUUUUGGACCGAUUCAUCCGUAGUGAUUUCGUGGCUUCAUGCCGACCCACGAAAGUACCGGCAGUAUGUAGGAUUCAGAGUUGGUGAAAUCUUAUCGAAAACUCAAGUCGACGAGUGGCGCUGGAUAGCGUCAAAGCUGAACGUUGCGGAUGCUGCGACAAAGUGGGGCAGUGGUCCCAAUCUCGAUCCGGACAACCAGUGGUUCAAAGGGCCCGAAUUUUUAUACCUACCAGAAUCCGAAUGGCCGUCACGUAAGUUGAAUCUGCCGGAACCAACCGAAGAGGUUAAGAAGGUAUGUGUGCAUCGAGAAAUAGAUCAACCCCUUAUCCCAUACACUACCUUCUCACAAUUCGACAAGCUCGUCAAGCACAUAGCCUAUUUGUUUCAUUUUUACCAUCGCUGUCGAACCAAAAAUAGAACUGAGAGUACCAUACUAUCUGUAUCGCUCGAGCAAAAGGAUUUCGAGUCAGCUGAGGUUUCCUUGUGGAAAAUGGUUCAAGAACAAGAAUUCGGCGAUGAACUCAUGAUUUUGCGAAAGAACAUGUAUCUUCCUUUUGAGAAGCGCAAACGAUUGUUGAGAUCAAGUCCUAUUUUAAAACUCAACCCGAUCCUAGACCCAGAAGGUAUUUUGAGAGCCGAAAGCAGAAUUGGUUCGGACGCGCUCUACUAUCCGUACAACUUUCGUAAUCCGAUAAUUUUGCCGAAGAGCCACCAUGUUACGGAGCUACUUCUGAUGAAGUAUCAUCAACGCUUCGGACAUGCCAAUUCACAAACAGUCCUGAAUGAAAUACAACAAAAGUUCUAUGUGCAAAACCUUCGUACUCUUGUGAAAUCCGUGGUCAGAAAAUGUAUGUGGUGCAGAGUUUAUCGGGCCAAGCCAGCCAGCUGUACCAAAAAUGGCCCCGCUACCUCACCCCCGAAUUCGUCCAUAUUAGUCAAGCGUGGUCGUAGUAAUGUCAAACGUUGGGUGUGUCUGUUCACGUGCUUGACAGUACGCGCCAUCCAUUUAGAAGUCGCUCACUCAUUGUCAACCGAAUCGUGCAUCCGAGCCAUUCGUCGCUUCGUCGCCAAGAGAGGACCGCCACAGCAUAUCUUUAGCGACAAUGGCACGAAUUUUCGAGGUGCUGCCAACGAGCUCGCAAUGCAGAUGAAAGCCAUCAAUAAGGAGGCCGCCAGAACGUUCACCAACGCAGAAACCGAGUGGCACUUCAACCCGCCUUCCACCCCCCACAUGGGUGGGGUGUGGGAAAGAAAAGUCCGUUCAGUGAAGGAUGCCUUUAAGGUAGUUGCACCACGGAAUCGAUUAGACGACGAAGAACUCUUAACGUUUCUGGCUGAGGUCGAGAUCAUCGUCAAUUCGCAUCCUCUUACAUUUGUGCCACUGGACUCUCCGAAUGAUCCUGUACUUACUCCUAAUUGUUUCCUGCUUAUGACAUCGAGUGGUUCCUGUGCACCGAAGGUGGAAAUUGGUUCGACGAGUAACCUGAAAGCUAAUUGGAGAACGAUGGAAGAAAUUUUAAAUCAAUUUUGGAAACGCUGGAUCGAGGGCUAUCUACCAACAAUAGCAAGGCGGACCAAAUGGUACCAUGAUGUUCGACCGUUGCAGGAAGGAGACCUUGUUGUAAUCGUGGACGAGACCGUGAGGAACGGAUGGUUACGAGGGCGUGUAAGCCGUUCUUAUCCAGGAUCUGAUGGGCAAGUUAGGAGAGUAGACGUAGAAACUAGCUCAGGUGUAUUACAGCGAGGAGUUGCCAAGGUAGCACUGUUAGAUCUAGAUGUGACAGGUAAAACCUACUAG